AAUUGACACCUCCUCGGCGGGAGAAGAAGAGAGGGAAAGAGAAGAGGAAGAGGAAGAGGAGGAAGAGAGGGAAAGAGAGGUCGAUCCCCCUUCUCCUCCUCGGCUGCAGCUCGGACUAUUUGGCUGCAAGGGGAGGAGGGCCAGCCAGGGGCAGCGGCGGCGGCGGCGAUUGUCCGGAUGCCUGGCCGGGAGCGGAGGCUGCUUGGCUCGGGCGCCGCGGCGGAGCAGAGGGCGCCUGGCUCUCCGGCCGAGCAGAUGUGACCGCCUGGCCCGGCCUUGGCCUUUCCCUCCCCGCUGACGGAGCCUCAGCGCCUGCGGGAGGAAGAAAGCCCUCGCCAUGACUCCUUUGCGGGGCCAAGCCCGACGGAGGGGAAUGUCCAACUGAGAAGCAGCCAGAGAGAGGAAGAUCGCCAGCCUUAGAAGCCUCCUUAGAAGGGAGCCAAAGUCUGGAUCGCGGCGGCGGAGGCAGGCGGGUGGGUGUUGUGGGAGCCGGACCCCGACCCAAGGGCCCCGAAGCGCCCGCGGACAAAAGCCGGAGGAAAGCGAGCUCGCAGGCUUCCCAUGGAGGAGAACGAACAGCGCCCGGGAGACGGAGGCGGCGACCACCCCCAUCCGCCCCCAGCCGAGGACUCCAGCAGCGGCAGCGAAGGGGAGCCGCAUCGGCGGCGGGCGGCGAUGCUCCUGCCUCGGGUGCUCCAAGCGCCGGGCAACCACCCGCACCCGCCCCACCGGAUCACCAACUUUUUCAUCGACAACAUCCUUCGGCCGGAGUUCGGGAGGAGGAAGGAGGACCCGGGGAGCUGCCUUAGCUCUGACUCCCAGCCCCAGCAGCCCCAGCCCCAGCCCCAGCAGCUCUUAGACGCCGCAGCCUCGGGCUCCCCGGGCGAAGGGGGUGGCGGUGCGGGCUCCAAAGCUCUGGUCCCGGCCAAGAAAGGAGGCGACUCUGGGGGGGACUUGGAGGGAGCCUUGAAGCCCCGAGGAGGAGGAGGAAGCGGAGGGAGUAGCAGCGGAGGAGGCGGCGGCGGCGGCGGAGGUGAUCUCUCGUUGAGCUCCGACUCGGACAGCUCCCAAGCCAGCUCUUUCCCCAGCGCACAGCCCAUGCUCUGGCCGGCCUGGGUCUACUGCACCCGCUACUCCGACCGGCCUUCUUCAGGCCCCCGGUCCCGGAAACCAAAGAAGAAGAACCCCAGCAAGGAGGACAAGCGGCCCCGGACGGCCUUCACCGCCGAGCAGCUGCAGAGACUCAAAGCCGAGUUCCAGACGAACCGCUACUUGACGGAGCAGCGGCGCCAGAGCCUGGCCCAAGAACUCAGCCUCAACGAGUCUCAGAUCAAGAUCUGGUUCCAGAACAAGCGGGCCAAGAUCAAGAAAGCCACGGGCAACAAGAACUCCCUGGCGGUCCACCUCAUGGCACAAGGACUCUACAACCACUCCACCGCCUCCAAAGACGGCAAGUCCGACAGCGAGUAGAGCAAGAGCAGGAGGAAGGGGGGGGGGCAGGGAGGGACCAGGAGGAGGAGGAAGAAGAAACCAUAAUCAUAAUAAGAAGUAAAUAAAGGGAAGGUUUCCUCUAGAGUUUAUACAAUGCAAUAAUUUAAUUAAAAACAAAACAAAAAAAACCGCAAAACGAAGAAGGGCCAGUGUAUAAAGAUUAUCUACCAGCAGAAAUAGUGGGGAAAUAUUGUGUAUUAGAGAGAACUCUGCAAUAUUCAGUGUGUGUGUACAUAUAUAUAUAUAUAUUAUAUUAUAUAUAUUAUAUAUAUAUAAUUUACAGGUAAGGUGUUGUACAAAGAUCCAAAAGAUCUGAUUAUAAAAUAUUUUUUUGAUUUGUUUUGUUUUGUUUUUUUGUUCUACGGAAAUUUUAGAAGCUAACUUUUAUCAGUUUUUUUAAAAAAAAGAAGAAGAAGAAGCUUAAGUUAUCUCUUUUUUUAAAUAGACUUAAGCACUGUUUUCAACGGACACUGGACACUGUUUUUUGAGAUUCAAAAUAUUAAAGACAACUUUUGCUGAAGUCCAAAGAUUUUUAUUGCUGCAUUUCACGAGACUGUGAACCGAAUAAAUAGCUCUCCUAUUUGUUCUAUGAGUUUAAACGUUUCUUUUCCUUUUUUUCCUUUUCCUUCCUCUUGUGUUUGCCUUUGGGGUGGGAAUAGAAGCAUCACUUGAAGACUGACGAGAUAAAUUAGGAAGAGAAUAUAUAAACGUGCUAUCGGUCUGUAAAUAUAAAGGAACAAAUGAGGGGAAAUAAGACUCUAACAGCUUUUCCUGAAUUUCCCUUCCUUUCCCUGGGGAGUAAAAGGAAGGGAUGGAAAGUACUCUCGUUUUUUACUCAGAACAGAGGCAGCCUCCGAGGAACUUGGAAAUUAGUCUUUCCGCCGCCCAAGAAAAGCGUGUAGGAAAAAGUUUAGAAAACGUCGCCGCUUCUGGGAAAGUGUUUUGGGAAGAGAAAAAGGAAGAAGGCUUUAGUUGUGUAGUUUCCUUAGGACGAUC
Sceloporus undulatus (fence lizard) is the source of this 2487-nucleotide messenger RNA. It is a transcript of the gene EN2, whose product is annotated as engrailed homeobox 2. Lineage: Eukaryota; Metazoa; Chordata; Lepidosauria; Squamata; Phrynosomatidae. Gene Ontology annotation, cellular component: nucleus. Gene Ontology annotation, molecular function: RNA polymerase II cis-regulatory region sequence-specific DNA binding; DNA-binding transcription factor activity, RNA polymerase II-specific. Gene Ontology annotation, biological process: regulation of transcription by RNA polymerase II; neuron differentiation; multicellular organism development. The coding region runs from base 562 to 1470 and encodes 302 amino acids. The transcript has 2 exons. The record is from RefSeq and is a predicted model, not a curated record.